AUGGCAACAACAACCUUUACAACCGUGGUAGGAAUGGGUGGUGCAUCACGUCUCACCUCAGGAUUUAGGAAACCACAAGUAACUGCUAGGAAUCCUUUGAGGCAAGCUAUGGCUGUAGGAAAUGGUGGAAGGGUGACAUGCUUCCAGAGGGAUUGGCUACGGAGGGACUUCAAUGUGAUUGGGUUUGGGUUGAUAGGAUGGUUGGCACCGUCUAGUAUUCCGGCUAUUGACGGUAAAAGUCUGACUGGACUUUUCUUUGACAGCAUUGGAACUGAACUAGCUCACUUCCCUACUCCUCCUGCUCUUACUUCACAGUUUUGGUUAUGGUUGAUCUGUUGGCACUUGGGGCUGUUCAUCUCCCUCACUUUCGGUCAAAUUGGUUUCAAGGGAAGGACUGAGGAGUACUUUGAUUCAUAA
Messenger RNA from Lathyrus sativus (Indian pea), 417 nucleotides. The record is from the annotation of a GenBank genome assembly. Lineage: Eukaryota; Viridiplantae; Streptophyta; Magnoliopsida; Fabales; Fabaceae.